AUGGACGUGGUGGCGUUUGAAAUGGACAUUGAUAAAUUAGCGGAUGGUGUCUGUGUCUUUAAAUGCUUACUCAACAGAGACACCGAAUGUUGCCGUGUGGGGAAGGAGUCCAUCUUGAUUACUCUGGGUUACAAUAGUGCUUUGCUGAAGUUUGAGUCUCAUGCUGAAUUCAGCGCAUUUUCAAAUACCUUGAAAAGGUGCCAGAAUGAGAAAAAGGAAUGCUCGGUGUUCAGCCAGCGGACAGAAGAGGCGUCUGCCGCACAAUAUUUCCAGUUUUAUGGCUGCAUUUCCCAGCAGCAGAACAUGAUGCAAGAUUUUGUGAGGACAGCUACUUACCACAGAGCCAUCCUCCAGAACCACAUUGACUUUAGAAACAAGAUUGUUCUGGAUGUGGGUUGUGGAUCAGGAAUACUGUCAUUUUUUGCUGUACAGGCCGGAGCUAGGAGAGUGUAUGCAGUUGAAGCCAGUUCAGUAGCACAAUAUGCUGAGAUGCUAGUGAAAAAUAACCACCUUUCAGACAAGAUCAUUGUUUUGCCAGGGAAAAUUGAAGAAAUCUCACUUCCCGAGGCUGUAGAUGUCAUCAUUUCCGAACCGAUGGGAUACAUGCUGUUCAAUGAAAGGAUGCUGGAGAGUUACCUUCAUUCAAAAAAAUGGCUGAAAGCAAAUGGACUGAUGUUCCCGACAUUCAGUGACAUCCACUUGGCCCCCUUUUCUGAUGAACAGCUCUACGUGGAACACUACUCCAGAGCCAACUUUUGGUAUCAGGAGUGCUUCUAUGGGGUCAACCUGUCCAGUCUCCGGGGUGCUGCAGUGGACGAAUACUUCAGACAGCCCAUAGUGGACACAUUUGACAUUAGGAUUUUGAUGGCUCGGACAGUCAAGUACACAGUAAACUUUAUGGAUGCAGAAGAAGCAGAUCUCCACAGAGUAGAAAUCCCCUUUGUGUUUCAGAUGGCACAGUCUGGCCUCGUCCACGGCCUGGCCUUCUGGUUUGACGUGGCCUUUGUUGGAUCUCUGGUAACGGUUUGGCUGUCAACAGCCCCAACCGAGCCUCUGACUCACUGGUAUCAGGUGCGGUGCCUUCUUCAGACUCCUCUCUUUGCCAAGGAAGGAGAGACCCUCUCAGGGAGAGUGCUGUUUGUAGCCAAUAAACGCAUCUUGUACAGGAACUGGGGUGAGCAAGGCUUUUGGGCAGAAAGGCUCUUGGAACUGGAACGUGCAGAACUACCUAAAGAAUCACAGGAGGAGCCAUAUUUGCAGGAAGCAGUAUGA
This is a messenger RNA of Ceratotherium simum simum (southern white rhinoceros), 1272 nucleotides long. NCBI's taxonomy places the organism in Eukaryota, Metazoa, Chordata, Mammalia, Perissodactyla, Rhinocerotidae. The record is from RefSeq and is a predicted model, not a curated record.